UACAAGAAUGUUACGGGGAAUCGAAUUGUCAUGACGUAAUGUGAAUGAUGGAAAUGUUUGGAAAUGGAUGAAUCGAAGUAAAAAACAAAUAAUUUUAAACGGUAGUUCUUUCAUUCGUUGUUCUCGAAAUGGAGGAAAAACAGAGUGUCAAUGCCUUUGCGAAUGAUGGGAGCUUCAUGGAGAUGUUCAAGAAGAGAAUGGAAGAAGAGAAGCUCCGUUGUGGUUCGGCUGGAUCUGGACGUGCUGGAGUGGGGAGUCAGUCAUGUCAACAACUGUCGAUGUCGGCGACCGACGACAAGGAUCCGGGAGAGACACUGAAGUCCAGUGACGAAUUGGCCAGAUCUUCCGGUACGGAGGAUCCGGCUGGACGUGUCACCGACUGCACAGAACAUGCCAAUGUUAAAGACGUUCAUUUACAUAGACACUCUGCCAUGUCUGCGCAAAUAGAAGGCGUGGAACUCGCCAUGCUCACGUGCACCAACAUGACUAAAGAUAUAAAAGACUGUCAUGAAGAGCAGGCAUUAUCUCUUCGAGAUGAACACUCGACAAAGUCAGAGGGCAGCAAAUCUAUUGCUUCUUCUACCCCAGCUCAGAAAAAAUACAGCCUCUUGUCACAUGUUGGCAAACGGAGAGACGGAAAAGUGGCACUCAAGACAGGAGCUGUCAAGAAGCAAAGAAAAACUGAACCUCAGGAAAACAAAGAACAAGACUCGUGGUCCAAGUACAUGGCCGAGGUGCAGAAGUACAAAGCCCAUGUCUGCGGUGAUGAGGACAAGUCACGGCCAUUGGUCAAGUGACAGCGAGUCAUGGCCAUUGGUCAACUGACCAAGUGCCUCAAGUAUUUUGUAGUUAUUUUGUAGUAAUGAUGUUAUUGUAGUGUUGUUAUGGUCAUUUUUUUCCCCUGCCAGACCUUAUGGAGCAUGGUGUCGGAGCUCAAGUACAGGCUCUUCAGAUCUAAACGUUCAGGGACUUAAAGAUCAGUGGGAAAGCAUUAUUGGAACUUCCUGUUGGUUGUUAAAAGGACUUAGAGAUCACAAUAAAAUGUCAUGAACCAACUCUA
Acanthaster planci (crown-of-thorns starfish) is the source of this 1060-nucleotide messenger RNA. RefSeq lists its product as uncharacterized. Gene Ontology annotation, molecular function: 5'-3' exonuclease activity; 3'-5' exonuclease activity. NCBI's taxonomy places the organism in Eukaryota, Metazoa, Echinodermata, Asteroidea, Valvatida, Acanthasteridae. The record is from RefSeq and is a predicted model, not a curated record.